AUGAAGUUGUAUCCCCUUGGUAACCAUACAGACCCUAUGGUCAUCUCUUACAAGGACCUCUACACCCAGGCCCAGAGCAACAGUAUCAAGAUUCGUCGCAUCUCAGGCUUCGAGGAACAUCGCCCGAUUUUACUCUAUUUCGACACUCAUGAGAAUAACAUCAUCUGGUUCUGGUCUGUUCUUCUCGCCAAUGGUAUCCCAGUGAUAUCGGCUCCAUUCGGUAAUGCGGAUAAUCGUCAUGACCACAUAGUCAAACUGUCUAUGCUUCUAGAGCACCCAAUAUGUAUUACCACAGACGAUUUACUGAGUCUUUUCGGCACAGGCCAUGGGAUGGACUUACAGACAGUGGACUCACUGCUGAAGUUAGAUAUUUCCUCAGAAAAUCCAAUGUGUGUUCCUAGAUAUAACAGCGGCUCAGCCACAGCUACAUUGAUGUUAACGUCUGGGAGCACCGGGAUGCCAAAAGCUGUGCGGCUUUCUCAUAAACAAAUAUUGGCAGCAGUCGCUGGGAAAGCUUCUGUACGCCAGUUACCGAGAAAGCGGCCCUUCUUUAAUUGGAUAGGACUCGAUCACGUUGCAAGCUUGGUAGAAAUUCACAUUCAGUCUCUGUGGCUUGGUGUCGACCAAAUUCACGCUCACGCUGCGGACGUCGUCUCAUCACCCAAGACAUUCCUUUCUCUUCUUCAUCGCCACCGGGUCUCGCAAACCUUUGCGCCAAAUUUCUUCUUGGCCAAACUUGUCACUACUAUGCAACCCGAGGAGAGCGAUGAGGAUUGGGACUUUUCGAAUCUCGCUUGGCUUGCGUCUGGGGGUGAAGAUAAUGAUGUUGACACCUGCGUUGCAGCAUCGGCUUUGCUUCAAAGAUACGGCGCUCCUCGGAACGUUAUUACGGCAGGUUUCGGAAUGACAGAGACUUGUGCAGGUGCAAUCUUCAACCUCAAUUGCCCUGAUUACGAUGUCAAACUUGGCCGAAGUGUGGCAUCUCUCGGCAUGUGUAUGAACGGUAUAGAAAUGCGGGUCACAGUUCCUGGUAGAGGUUUACAACUCGCUUCACCCAAUGAAGCCGGCAACCUUGAGGUCCGGGGCAACGUUGUUUUCGAUGGUUAUUAUCGCAAUCCAAAGGCCACAGCAGAAGCAUUCACUUCCGAUGGCUGGUUUCGCACUGGUGACCAAGCUAUGAUUGAUAAUCAGGGGUAUCUAAGCCUCAUUGGUCGCGUUAAAGACAUCAUCAAUAUCAAUGGUGCCAAAUUUGCUAUGUCUAACGUCCAAACGGCGCUCGCGCAAGCUCUGAACCAUCGUAUCACACGCUUUGUUACCUUCCCAUCUAGAGCUGCUCACACUGAACAAGUCACGGUUGCCUAUAUUCCCAGAGACUGGCAAAUGAGUGACGAGGAAAUCAUGAAAAUCGAAGAAGUAGCUUCGGAAGUGUGCCAGCUUCAAGUUGGGGCUAGUCCACUUGUUUUUGCUCUUCGGGAAGAGUCUGCAGAGCUAUUACCGACAUCUACCUUGGGAAAGAUCUCGCGAGCUAAGAUGAGAAUUCUCUACGAGUCAGGCGUGUUUUCCAAGGAUGUCGAAUUGCAUCUCAAGCGAGUGAAAGAACUCAAGCAGGGAAGGCAUAAAGCGGUCAAUAGAGAUAUGAACGACACAGAAGCUCUCUUCGUUAGUGCUCUCGUAGAGAUCUAUGCUGGAGACCCCGCGGACAUCGGUGUAAACACAUCUAUUUUCGAGCUUGGCUUCUCCUCCAUUGAUGUCAUCCGACUCAAAAACCGUAUUGACGGCGAGUUGGGAAUCAAAGUACCGGUGACUACACUUAUGAGACAUCCCACUCCUGCAGCAAUAGCCAACGCCCUAGGGUCAGACUGCCAUAGCAGGACGAUGGGCGAUGCGUUGAGCGCCACCUACGAUCCGGUCGUCGUGUUCCAUGCCGGCGGUAGCAAAACACCAUUGUGGCUUGUGCACCCAGGAAUUGGUGAGGUGCUUGUAUUUGUAGGACUUGCCCAACACAUAGCCAGCGACGAUAGACCAGUUUAUGCCCUGCGUGCCAGGGGCUUUGAACCGGGCCACGCUCGGUUCAAAUCCAUUGAAGAGGCUGUCGAUACCUAUAUCGCAGCCAUUCGACAACGACAACCACAAGGUCCUUACGCGUUAGCGGGAUACAGUUACGGUACUAUGCUUGCUUUCGAGAUAACUAAAAAGCUUGAAGCCGCUGAUGGGGCGGGCAUCGUACAAUUCUUUGGUAGUUUCAAUCUGCCGCCGCAUAUAAAGACGCGCAUGAGACAGCUGCAUUGGAAUGCCUGCCUUUUACAUUUGAUUUACUUCUUAGGAUUGACAACUGAAGCAGAAGCUGAAAGAAUUGGCGAAAGCGACUUUGAAAAAAUGAGCCGGGACCAAGCUUUGACGUACAUCCUCGAGUUGUCGGACCCGGACCGUAUGGCAGAGCUUGGUCUACAUAGGUACAGUUUGACUCGCUGGACUAACGUGGCAUAUGACUUACCACAUAUGGCUACCAACUAUGAGCCCGAGGGGAAGGUAGAAGCUAUGGAUGUUUUCUAUGCUACGCCUUUGAAAGCUGCAGCACCAAAUCGAGAAGUCUGGCUGAAGGACCAUCUCAUUAAGUGGCGAGACUUUUGCAACACAAAACCACGGUUCCAUGAGGUCGAUGGAGCUCAUUAUACUAUGAUUGGACCAGAUCAUGUUGCCACCUUUUGGGCCAUAUUGCGGUCUGCUUUGGAUGCGAGAGGUGUCUAAACACUCAAAGUGAC
Messenger RNA from Annulohypoxylon truncatum, 2762 nucleotides. RefSeq names its product acyl-protein synthetase. NCBI's taxonomy places the organism in Eukaryota, Fungi, Ascomycota, Sordariomycetes, Xylariales, Hypoxylaceae. The transcript has a single exon. Gene Ontology annotation, molecular function: CoA-ligase activity; phosphopantetheine binding. Bases 1 to 2748 code for a protein of 915 amino acids. Gene Ontology annotation, biological process: secondary metabolic process; biosynthetic process. The record is from RefSeq and is a predicted model, not a curated record.